Messenger RNA from Striga hermonthica, 1962 nucleotides. The record is from the annotation of a GenBank genome assembly. Lineage: Eukaryota; Viridiplantae; Streptophyta; Magnoliopsida; Lamiales; Orobanchaceae.
AUGGCAGCUUCUGCUCCCUCCCCAACCUCCUCCUCAUUCUCAAAGAGCCCUUUUUUCUUCAAUUCGCCGAAGCUUCUUUCCGGAUUUGCCCUCCCAUUCCCCCGAAACGCCCAAAGGCCCACCGCUUCUUCCGCCUUGCACCGCCGCCCGGCGUUCCAAAUCUCGAACGUUCUCACUUCUCCCGACAAAAGGCUUCUCCAUGAGGAGACUUAUGCUUCCCGUUUCGCCCCCGAUGAGCCUCGCAAGGGCAGCGACGUCCUGGUGGAAGCGCUCGAGCGGGAGGGGGUCACCGACGUCUUCGCGUACCCCGGAGGCGCGUCCAUGGAGAUCCACCAAGCCCUCACGCGCUCCAACGUCAUCCGAAACGUUCUCCCCCGCCACGAGCAAGGCGGCGUCUUUGCAGCCGAGGGCUACGCGCGAGCUUCUGGUCUCCCGGGCGUCUGCAUCGCCACGUCGGGCCCUGGGGCCACAAAUCUGGUGUCCGGGCUCGCAGAUGCCCUCUUGGACAGCGUGCCCCUUGUUGCCAUUACCGGUCAAGUUCCCCGCCGCAUGAUCGGCACUGAUGCUUUCCAGGAAACCCCCAUUGUCGAGGUAACCCGGUCAAUCACCAAGCAUAACUAUCUCGUUCUAGAUGUUGAGGAUAUUCCUAGGGUUGUGAAAGAGGCUUUCUUUAUUGCACGGUCAGGCAGGCCAGGCCCUGUUCUGAUUGAUAUCCCAAAAGAUAUCCAACAGCAGAUGGUGGUCCCUAAUUGGGAUCAGCCCAUGCGUUUGGCUGGAUACCUGUCUAGGCUGCCUAAGCCUCCGAACGGGAUGUUGUUAGAGCAAAUAGUUAGGUUGAUAUCAGAGUCAAAAAGACCGGUUCUUUAUGUUGGCGGGGGGUGUUUGAACUCAAGUGAGGCGUUGAGGCGGUUUGUGGAGCUCACGGGUAUACCUGUUGCUAGCACGCUGAUGGGUCUCGGUUCUUAUCCAGGCUCAGAUGACGAGAUCUCGUUGCAUAUGUUGGGUAUGCAUGGGACAGUGUAUGCUAACUAUGCUGUGGACAAGAGUGAUUUGUUGCUGGCUUUUGGAGUCAGGUUUGAUGAUCGUGUAACGGGCAAGCUGGAAGCAUUUGCCAGCCGAGCGAAGAUUGUCCAUAUCGAUAUCGACUCUGCCGAGAUAGGAAAGAACAAGCAGCCACACGUUUCCAUUUGCGCUGAUAUUAAAUUGGCUCUCGAGGGUUUGAAUUCAAUACUGGAAGGAAAAGCGUGCAAUCUCAACUUCUCAGCAUGGAGAGAAGAGCUUAAAGAGCAGAAGAGGAAGUUUCCUUUAAGUUUCAAGACUUUUGAGGAUGCAAUUCCUCCCCAGUACGCAAUUCAGGUUCUUGACGAGCUGACGGGUGGUAAUGCAAUCAUUAGCACUGGUGUGGGGCAACACCAGAUGUGGGCCGCACAGUUUUACAAGUACAAUAUGCCACGUCAGUGGUUGACGUCGAGCGGUUUAGGGGCCAUGGGUUUCGGACUGCCUGCUGCAAUUGGAGCAGCCGUAGCAAGACCAGAUGCUGUUGUGGUGGACAUUGAUGGUGAUGGGAGUUUCAUUAUGAAUGUGCAGGAGCUGGCCACAAUCCGUGUGGAGAACCUUCCUGUCAAGAUUAUGUUGUUGAACAACCAGCAUCUGGGCAUGGUGGUCCAAUGGGAAGACCGGUUUUACAAGUCUAACCGGGCGCAUACUUAUCUGGGUAAUCCGUCUAAAGACUCGGAAAUUUUCCCUGACAUGUUGAAGUUUGCUGAGGCUUGCGAUAUUCCUGCUGCUCGUGUGACAAAGAAGGGUGAUUUGAUGGCAGCAAUUCGGCAGAUGUUGGAUACUCCUGGGCCGUAUCUGUUGGAUGUUGUUGUACCACAUCAAGAGCACGUGCUGCCCAUGAUACCCAGCGGUGGUGCUUUUAAAGAUGUGAUCACAGAGGGUGAUGGAAGAACAAAGUACUGA